AUGGUGCUCACCUGUUUUCUGUCUCUGGGUCUUGCAGCCCCCCCCACCGUGCGGAUCGUGCACUCGGGCCUGGCGUGCAACAUCGAGGAGGAGCGCUACUCGGAGAGGGUCUACACCAUCCGUGAGGGCGAGACGCUGGAGCUGACCUGCCUGGUCACUGGCCAUCCUCGACCACAGAUCAGGUGGACCAAAACAGCAGGAAGUGCCUCUGACAGAUUUCAAGACUCGAGUGUCUUCAAUGAAACCCUGAGGAUAUCCAACAUCCAGCGACACCAAGGAGGACGCUACUACUGCAAGGCUGAGAACGGCUUGGGUUCGCCAGCCAUAAAGUCCAUAAGAGUGGACGUGUACUAUUUGGAUGAUCCAAUAGUAACAGUCCACCAGAGCAUCGGGGAAGCAAAAGAGCAAUUUUACUAUGAGAGAACGGUGUUUCUCAGGUGCGUUGCCAACUCCAAUCCGCCUGUUCGCUACAGCUGGCGACGCGGCCAAGAGGUAUUGCUGCAAGGGUCUGAUAAAGGAGUAGAGAUCUAUGAGCCCUUCUUUACCCAGGGAGAAACAAAGAUCCUGAAGCUGAAGAACCUCCGACCUCAGGAUUACGCGAAUUACAGCUGCAUUGCCUCGGUGAGGAAUGUCUGCAGCAUCCCUGACAAGAUGGUGUCCUUCCGACUCUCUAAUAAAACAGCAUCCCCUUCAAUUAAGCUUCUUGUGGAUGACCCGAUAGUGGUGAACCCUGGCGAAGCGAUCACCUUAGUCUGUGUGACGACAGGAGGGGAGCCAGCCCCCAGCCUGACAUGGGUGAGGUCUGCCAGCAUCCUGCCCGAGAAGACGGUCCUGAACGGUGGCACUUUAACGAUACCUGCCAUCACGUCAGAAGAUGCUGGCACGUACAGUUGCAUUGCCAAUAACAAUGUUGGAAAUCCUGCGAAAAAGUCCACCAACAUCAUUGUAAGAGCCCUAAAAAAAGGACGUUUUUGGAUCACCCCUGACCCAUAUCACAAAGACGACAACAUCCAGAUUGGGCGAGAGGUGAAAAUCUCCUGCCAGGUGGAAGCCAUCCCUUCUGAAGAGCUUACAUUUAGCUGGUUUAAAAAUGGACGUCCCUUGCGAAGCUCUGAAAGGAUGGUCAUCACACAGACUGACCCCGACGUUUCACCUGGCACCACAAACCUGGACAUCAUUGACUUGAAAUUCACUGACUUUGGGACGUACACGUGUGUUGCGUCUCUGAAGGGAGGUGGCAUAUCGGAUAUCAGCAUUGAUGUCAACAUCUCCAGCAGUACAGUCCCACCCAAUUUGACUGUUCCUCAAGAAAAGUCACCCCUGGUCACCCGGGAAGGGGACACGAUCGAGCUGCAGUGCCAGGUGACAGGGAAGCCCAAGCCCAUCAUUCUCUGGUCCCGAGCAGACAAGGAGGUCGCGAUGCCAGACGGGGCGAUGCAAACAGAGAGCUACGAUGGGAUCCUGAGGAUAGUGAACAUGUCCAGGGAGAUGACGGGAACCUACAGGUGCCAAACCAGCCAAUACAACGGGUUUAACGUGAAACCCAGAGAAGCUUUGGUACAGCUCAUUGUACAGUACCCCCCUGCUGUGGAGCCCACCUUCCUGGAGAUUCGGCAAGGCCAAGGCCGGAGCAUCACCAUGAGCUGCCGGGUGCUGAGGGCAUAUCCCACCCGGGUCCUCACCUACGAGUGGCGCCUGGGCAGCAAGCUGCUGCGCACCGGCCAGUUCGACGUGCAGGACUACACCGAGUACACCGUCAGCAGCCUCUCCCGCGACAGCUACGGCAUCUACAACUGCAACAUCAUCAACGAAGCGGGCGCUGGCCAGUGCAGCUUCCUGGUGACAGGCAAAGCCUACGCUCCCGAGUUCUACUACGACACCUACAACCCCCUGUGGCAGAACAGACCCCGAGUCUAUGCCUACAGUCUCCAGUGGACCCAGAUGAACCCCGACGCUGUGGACCGCAUCCUUGCCUAUCGCUUAGGGAUCAGGCAGGCUGGACAACAGCGUUGGUGGGAACAGGAAAUUACAGUGAAUGGAAAUAUUCAAAAGGGAGAAUUAAUUACCUACAACCUAACUGAGCUGAUCAAGCCAGAGGCGUAUGAAGUCCGUCUAACGCCCAUCACCAGAUUUGGGGAGGGGGACUCAACUAUUCGGGUCAUCAAGUAUAGUGCUCCAGUAAAUCCACAUCUACGAGAGUUCCACUGUGGGUUUGAGGAUGGUAACAUUUGCCUUUUCACUCAAGAUGACACAGACAAUUUCGACUGGACAAAACAAAGCACUGCCACUAGAGACACAAAAUAUACCCCGAACACGGGGCCAAACGCAGAUCGGACUGGCUCCAAGGAAGGUUUCUACAUGUACAUUGAGACGUCGCGCCCCAGGCUGGAAGGAGAAAAGGCCAGACUCGUUAGUCCUGUCUUCAGUGUCGCUCCAAAAAAUCCUUACGGAGCUACGAACACGGCCUAUUGUUUUAGCUUCUACUAUCACAUGUAUGGACAGCACAUAGGAAGCUUGAAUGUUUACCUGCGGUUGAAAGGUCAGACCGCAAUAGAGAACCCGUUGUGGUCUUCAAGUGGAAAUAAGGGACAGCACUGGAACCAAGCCCGCGUUAAUAUAAACCCCCCGACUUCAUUUCAGCUCAUAUUUGAAGGGAUCCGGGGCCCUGGCAUCGAAGGUGAUAUUGCUAUUGAUGAUGUAUCAAUUGUGGAAGGAGAGUGUAUGAAAUCAGACCAACCGGCCAACAAUUUACGAUCAGGUGCUGUUGGGACAUUAGCGCAUAUACGACUUAUCCCAGUUAUCAUCCUCAUGUCUGUCUUAAGUCAUCAGAGGUGACCUUAUCCUGGCAGAGGCUACAAAAGAUUCACCAGGCACUGGCAUGAAGAAAGAGUCUUUGUAAAAUGGACAUUUAAAAACAAACUACCAAAGAUUCCUCCACUGACUGACUCAAAAGUUAAAUAAAUACAUAAAUAAAUAAAAAAAAAUUAAAAAGCACUGGGGACAUAAAAGGCAUCACAGGAGUGUAACUCACUAUGAACCACGCGUGAGAAUGAGAUCUGGCCUAAGUAAGGAAGAGACCUUCAGGUGCUUUUGUGGUCAAUAAUGAAUACAGCAUCAUCUGGUUGAACUCUCGGAAAAGAGCUAUAGAAACCCUUGUCAAAGCACAAAGUCAUGGCUGGUUUUGUUUCAAAUGAAUAGUUUGCUUGUUACCAUGGAAACCUAAUGGCCUGCCAAAAAAAAAAAAAAAGGAAGGAGAGAGAGAGGAAAUAAAAACAAAAACAGAGAGAGAGAGAGAGAGAGAGAAACACCUCACUGUAAACAGGGUAUGUGAAGAGCUGGCAUUCAUUUUCCCUUCAAGAAGGUUUUUAGUAUAGAGUUAAAUAAAUGUAGGCCCUUUCUACUUUGGCUGUCACCUCCCCUAGAGAAUAACCCUAAAUCAGAGCUGUUUUAAGACAUUUAUGUUUCAUUUCUCAUGGCUAUGCUUGAUAACUGUAUGCUGUCUCCUUUUGCAUGCAUUACUAUCCAGGAUGUGCGACCUGGGCUUACAUAUUACACAGGCUUAUCGGAG
Molecule: messenger RNA, 3568 nt
Organism: Nipponia nippon (crested ibis)
Lineage: Eukaryota; Metazoa; Chordata; Aves; Pelecaniformes; Threskiornithidae
Source: RefSeq, a predicted model, not a curated record